AUGGCCUCCAAACUCUUCUCAGUCCCGCGGGUCGGCCGCCAGCUGAUUCACCAGCUCCCCAAGCCCCAAUACAGAGCCUUCUCCGCCGGCUCGCAUCGGUUGAGCGACACCCUUUCGGUGCACCGCAACAAGCCUCACAACAACCCGACCCUCCCGUUCAAGUUUUCCGACCAGAACCUCCAACUCGCCGAUGAGAUCCUCAAGCGCUACCCUCCCCAGUACAAGAAGGCCGCUGUUAUGCCUCUGCUUGACCUUGGUCAGCGCCAGCACGGUUUCACCAGCAUCAGCGUCAUGAAUGAAGUCGCUCGCAUGCUCGAGAUGCCCCCAAUGCGCGUUUACGAGGUUGCGACCUUCUACACCAUGUACAACCGCGAGCCCGUUGGCAAGUACUUUGUGCAGAUCUGCACAACGACCCCAUGCCAGCUUGGUGGCUGCGGUAGCGAUUCUAUCGUCAAGGCUAUCAACGAGCACCUCGGAAUCACCCCUGGCCACACCACCGAGGAUGGCCUCUUCACAUAUAUCGAGGUUGAGUGCCUCGGUGCUUGCGUCAACGCCCCCAUGGUCCAGAUCAAUGACGACUACUACGAGGACCUGACUCCCGAGUCUAUCAAGACUAUCCUGACCGCACUCAAGGACUCUGCCGCCGCCACUGGUGCCGGCGCCAAGAUUCCUGCCCCGGGCCCCGUCAGCGGGCGCGAUACCUGCGAGAACAGCGCCGGUCUGACCAACCUGAACGAAGUUGUGUGGGAUCCGGAGACGAUGAUGCGCAAGGACAACGCAUUGGACGCGCAAUAA
This is a messenger RNA of Penicillium nucicola, 795 nucleotides long. RefSeq names its product complex I 24 kDa subunit family protein. Bases 1 to 795 code for a protein of 264 amino acids. Gene Ontology annotation, molecular function: NADH dehydrogenase activity. The record is from RefSeq and is a predicted model, not a curated record. The transcript has 3 exons. Lineage: Eukaryota; Fungi; Ascomycota; Eurotiomycetes; Eurotiales; Aspergillaceae.